Molecule: messenger RNA, 690 nt
Organism: Thermothielavioides terrestris NRRL 8126
Lineage: Eukaryota; Fungi; Ascomycota; Sordariomycetes; Sordariales; Chaetomiaceae
Exons: 1
Coding region: 33-458 (141 amino acids)
Source: RefSeq, a predicted model, not a curated record
GCGAUGCCCGCGGUGCCUGCGAUACAGCCACAAUGCCGCGGUGCCAGCGAUGCCCGCGGUGCCUGCGAUACAGCCACAAUGCCGCGGUGCCUACGAUACAACGACGAUGCCGCGGUGCCAGCGAUGCCCGCGGUGCCUACGAUACAACGACAAUGCCGCGGUGCCAGCGAUACAGCCACAAUGCCGCGGUGCCAGCGAUACCCGCGGUGCCUGCGAUACAGCCACAAUGCCGCGGUGCCUGCGAUACAACGACGAUGCCGCGGUGCCAGCGAUGCCCGCGGUGCCUGCGAUACAACGACGAUGCCGCGGUGCCAGCGAUACAGCCACAAUGCCACGGUGCCAGCGAUACAGCCACGAUGCCACGGUGCCAGCGAUACAGCCACGAUGCCGCGGUGCUAGCGAUGCCCGCGAUGCCCGCGAUGCCCGCGAUGCCCGCGGUGCCAGCGAUACAGUCAUGAUGCCGCGGUGCCAGUGAUGCCCGCGAUAUAGGAAGGAAACGCCUAAAAAAGGAAGUAUCUAAACAAUAAGCCACCAUCAGGAUAUUGCUAAAAUGCAUCAGGAGCUUCGAAUUCGUGCCCAAUACAGUGAUUUAAGCGGUUAUAUGCCUAUGUUGUGGUGGGCGUUGUAGGCGUUGUUGUGGGCGUUGCUCGCCCGCGCAGUAUGUGUAGCGCCUCCGACGUAUGCAACAGA